Molecule: messenger RNA, 2199 nt
Organism: Lytechinus pictus (painted urchin)
Lineage: Eukaryota; Metazoa; Echinodermata; Echinoidea; Temnopleuroida; Toxopneustidae
Product: kinetochore-associated protein NSL1 homolog
Exons: 6
Coding region: 1-648 (215 amino acids)
Biological process (GO): mitotic sister chromatid segregation
Cellular component (GO): MIS12/MIND type complex; kinetochore
Source: RefSeq, a predicted model, not a curated record
AUGAAGAUUUAUGAAAACACAGUCCAUGACAACAUUACUGUAGACGGUCAAACAUGGAGUCAGUCAUUGGAAGAUGGGAAUACAACCAAAGAUUACGAAGCAGUAGAUUUGGAACUAAAGAAAGAAGUUUCAACAAGAACCCUUGAGUUAGAUGAAUUAAUGGUGAAGACAACAGCUAAGAGAAGGACACACCCUGCCAAGGUUUCUCAUGAGGUCACUAAGCGUAUGAAGCAUUUAAGAUAUGCUGUGGAAAAAUACAAACCAGUGAUACAGCCAGUACAGAUAAAAGAUAAAGAGCUGCCUAAGCAAGUUCUUGAUGAGGAAUCCAAGCGACUUCAGGAAGCAGGAUGUGACAUAUCUGCUAUAUCACGGGAUCUGCCAUUGUUGGAGGAUAAGGCAUCUCGAUUGAUUGAAGCAAGACAGCUGAGGUCAUCAAUGAAGAGUAACCGAAUCUAUAAGGUCAUCUCACAACCUCUGACGGAUGAAAGCAAGAUGGCUGCCUCCUUAACACCUCUACAGCACAGACUAGCCAAUGAGACACCGUCCCCAAUAAAGCCAACACCCAGACACAGUUUACGAGCCCUCAAGGUCCAAAGCCAUCCAAUUAAUAACAAUUUCAAAGUUGAAGAUUCUGACAAACCAACCUGAAAUAACUUCUCUGAAUGUGAACUUCAUGUAAUACAGGGAAUCCCAUUCAAGAAGGGCCAUGAGAAAUUUGUUUUUUGCCUGGUUUUUGAUAUAUCAGGUGUUUUAGAUCAUAGGAUAUAAAGAACUAGGGUGGUAUUCUGAGGUGAUUUCAUCUCUAGAAAUAUCUUAUUUUACUUUUAGAAUUAAAUUGGUAUUCUGAGAUCACAUUUUAUCUCUGAGAUUUUUUAACUUAGAUAAAUUUUGAUCUUGCGUAUUUAAGGAUGAUACGCAGCAGAACAGUGCCUGCAUAGACAUGCAUUGUGUAUCUAAUCAAAGCUACGCAGGUUAUGUGCUUGCACCCAUGUUACUUUGAAGAAACAAUAAAAUCACCUUAAAAUAUGGUGGGGGCUAUAUUAUCUCUGCGACAUCCAUUUCAUCAAUAUUUCUAUGCUAAUUAGCCCCAGAUGUUGAAAUGAAAAUGAAGAAAAAUAAUAUUAUUUAGAGUAAUACCGUUACAUUCGUGUAGAAAGAGGAAUCAUUUCAUGAUACUUUUCUCGACUAAUAUUGUCUUCGAAAUGUUGCUUGUAAUGAUGUGAUAUUCACAUUUUUAAAAAUGAGUAUUGUCAUUAUUUUUAAAGAAAUCUCUGUAAAGGCGCUAGCAUGUAGUGCAAACGCAUAUGAAUUUAAUAAACUGAUGCAAUCUCGCUCCUUUGCCACACCUGAGGAAUGGAUUCUCAUUAAAUAGGUGUGUCUUACAGAGAUAAUGUUAUGUUGUUUGAUUGCUGCACAUUUACUUUCAACCAGUCAUGUAAUAAAGGCACAAGAGGAGAUGAAGAAAAUAGUUCAAAAUAUUUAUUGAGUAUAAACCCAAUCUGUAAACUCAGAAGUUCAGAAAUUAGCCUUUUUAGAAUUUUAGGGGAAACUCCCUUCUUGACCCCUUCGUGGAGAUCUGCCUCUUGAGCCGCCUAGGGCUCAGUCCCCCCCCCCUUUUUUUUACUCCCGGACAUUUCUUAAUGUUCCCAGGUAUGGCUUUGUUACUAAAAAGCCCAUUAACCUUGAAGUGUGAGAAAUUAUUUGAUUUGUACAAUUUUUUUUUUGAUGAGUUUUUGUAAAAUAUUCAACAUUAUCAUCAUUAAUUAUAAAUUUAUCGUGACUAUUUUUAAUUGCAAAGUAGAUUUAUUUUGUAGUCAAAAUAUGUAUAUUUGAUUCUCUGUGAUGCUUUUUCCUUUUUUUUUUGCAUAAAAUUUGAUGUCCAUAUAUGAACAACCUUUUGAAAAUAUUUUCUUUUUUUUUUAUCGCAAUUUAAGCAGUAUAUGCAUGAUAGGGGUUUACUCAACAAUGUUCUAACAAACAUUCAACAUGAAAGUAAUGUAUAUUGAGCAUAGGGUUGAAUGAACACUAAUAUCAUGAGUAGAAGGAAUUGGAUUUCAGCCUUUUUUUCUCUCUAGCAAAAACCAUUUUCAGAUUUUUAAUUUCACUAAAAAUUAUUGGAGGUUACUAUGAAAUAAUUUUGUUUUUUUAUCAAACUUCUAGCCCUUUGUAGGAGUCGAUUUAUUUUUUGAAAUGAUUAAA